Molecule: messenger RNA, 1626 nt
Organism: Funneliformis caledonium
Lineage: Eukaryota; Fungi; Glomeromycota; Glomeromycetes; Glomerales; Glomeraceae
Source: the annotation of a GenBank genome assembly
AUGUUUGAAUCACUAUUGAACGAGUACUUCGACAAAACCUUAUAUAAGGAAUGGUCGAUUGUUAAUGUCUUGCGAUACGUAGAGCCAAAAACCGAAUUAUCUGAAUAUACAAUCAAUAAUACCCUCAAGGAUGACCUUUAUUCGCUACUACAGAGUUUAGGCGGAAAAUGCUAUGCAAACGAGUAUGCCAAAAAAAAGGCGAAGAAACUUCUGUCAAACUAUGAUAAGAUAUUCUCUUCAGUCGCUGUAAAACGUUUCAUCGACGAAAUUGAAUUAAAAAAUGAAAAAAAGGAAUUUAAUGUGGUGAUAAGACGAAAUGUUGCAUCUGCAAGUACGCUACAAGCAUUAGAGGAACAUCGUACGGCCAGGACAGAAAUCGAAAACAUACGCAACGCGAAUGUAAAAGAAGCUACCGAAUUAGUACCUUUAAAGCGAAAAUCCUCCUAUCCACAUGAAGACGAAAGAAAGAAAACUAUAGUUAUAGAUAAUGAUAAUGAAAAAUAUUAUGAGUCAAUGUGGAGUUCUGAUCCCAUAAAUGAAUUUUUUUCAUCUGCAUCAGGUGGUGCUUCGAAUCUCUUUUCUGAAAUCAUUUCAGAUGUGCAUAAUGACACCUCAACUAAUGAAAAUGAGCAAGUAUCGUCGUCUACAACUAAUGAAAAUGGUACAGUGAUGAUAGAGAGCCCAAGACAAAUACUGCCAUGUAUUCUUAAAUCCAACGAGAACUUUACCAAUAGUUUGGAGCAUGAUUGCAUUGUUAAAACAUUUCAAAAUGAUGUGCUCAAAUCAGUGUGUUCGAAAGAAGACUGGGUGCAAAUCCGAGGCAAGCAACUGUGUCUCGCAGAAGAAAAUUUACUGGAGAGACUUAAACCCAUUUUUCAAGAGAAUGAAAACGAUAAGCGGUCUCUAUUACAGAAAUUUGCGCGAGUUUGGGUCGAUAUAGGUGAAAAUGAGAUUACCAUAUUUGAACAAUAUUCGUUACUGGUCACACAUAUCUUUAUUAGUGAAUUUGAAAGUAAAAGAAAUAUCAUCUCACACCCUUCGACUACUGAAGCUAUGUGGAGUACAGUCGAGUUGGAUUCAACAGCAUUAAGAAAAGACGGUGGCCGGGAUAUUCUUACUCUUCCAAAAGUUUCAACGGGUCAUAAGGGGGAUGGGACAGGACUGUCGGAUGACGGACACGAAAGCUUUGUUUUAGAAAUAUCUUUUGCACCACAAAACCAAGAUAGAAGGAAAACAGCCGAAGAUCUUUACAAGUUACUUCGAGAAAUGAGGGAUAUGCUUCAUACGUCCAAGAAAAAAAAGCGUGAACUAGGCUAUAAGAUACCUAAGGAUGGUUUAUGUGUGUACGGUUCACAAUGUUACGGAUAUACACAAGAUCUAUAUGAAAUGGAGUAUAUUAAGCCCUAUUAUGUAGUUCGAAAAAUUGGAUCAAUGAAUUUUUCAAAUAAUAGCAUUACAAAACUUCCAUUCAUUCUGCGAAUGAUGUGGGCAUUCAAAGAAAGGGUUACUUUCGCGAAUCAGGUCUGGGAUAAUUUAGAAAGCCGAUAUGAAAUUAAUGGUUCACUAGAAUCAUCCGACGAAGGAGACUGCUACACGAAACAGACCCCCAAAAAGCGUAACAAUUAA